Molecule: messenger RNA, 282 nt
Organism: Aureobasidium uvarum
Lineage: Eukaryota; Fungi; Ascomycota; Dothideomycetes; Dothideales; Saccotheciaceae
Source: the annotation of a GenBank genome assembly
AUGUCGGCCCCGGCCCACUUGACGGCCGUCUACACUUCGCCCACGGCGACCAACACCUUUUCUUCCCCGCUCAAAUCCACCCCCACCCAACAAGCCUCGCCCUCGGAAAAGUCGCAAUACCUCGGGCAUCUACGCGAAAAGGUCGCCCAACUGCAAGACGACAUUAAUCAAUUCUUGACAAACAAGAUGGACGACGACAAGGCUGCUACCGAGGGCGCUGCAUCCAAGGACGAGGACAUGGAAGACCACAUGUACGGCGAGGAGCUUGUCGAUGAAGAUUGA